UGGCAGUGGCUGUUUGUUGCAGUCGGCUACGCCCUGAGGCUCACCAAAACCAGCCACAAAAACAACCAUUUCCUCUCCAUUGAGAGAUAGGAGGGAAAAACUUCCUUGCAGCAGAGAUUCCGCUUUCCUGCUUCUGCCGCGCACGGCUCUGGCAUUUGUAGAAGAACAGGAGCAGCAGAGCAGAUUUCUUUGGAAUACAUCAGCCUUCCCAGGCUCCUCGGGGAUACGUGUGCAUUUUUGCUCAGAAUUCGCUUUGGCAUUGAGAAUGAAAUUCUACUGUGUCUGUGGGAUUUUCUGAGUUUGGGCAGUCGCAAAACGAGUGCAGAGCUUUCGCUGCCUAACCCAUAUGUGGGUCUCAGUCGCCUCUCACGGCUGUGCUCCGGAAGGUUGAGGUGCCUUGCCACAUUCGCAGGGAUCUUAGUCUUAGCUGUCCAAGGACGCAACGUUUCCUAAAUCAACAAUUUUGCAAACUUGGUCUAAGAAAGAAUGCACCUCCUUGUCUUUCAUCUCUUCACCAGCUCGGCUCUGUUGAAAAUGCAGGAAGGUGGGUAAGGCUCCACCUGGGAAGACCACAUUCUGGAAGUUCCAGCUUUGCACUUUCUGUGCAAUCCCUGUUUUGUGUGGAUUUCUCCUCUGGGUCUUGCAGUUUUUUGUGUGUGAUCAGAAACAGCCCAGGAGUUGACUUUGAGAAUGAAUGGUGAUGUUCUCUAGCCAUUCAUAACAUCAUCCUGCACCAGCCUUCCAUCUGCAGUCCUAAUUCAAUGUACUGCAGCUGACUGGGACUCUUGGAUCUUCAACAAAGAGUGGCUGCCAGCAGUGGGUGACAGUCAGAUAUGACUGUCCAGAAACUGGUAGCUACAGCUGUGUUGGUAGCUCUGGUCUCCCUUAUCCUCAACAACGCUGCUGCCUUCACCCCCAACUGGGUGUACCAGACCCUGGAGGAUGGACGUAAGCGCAGUGUGGGGCUGUGGAAGAUGUGCUGGCUGGCAGAGAAGGGAAGAGGAGGUGCUGGCACAGGUGCCAGGCAUGGGCAAGGGGCGGAGCGUGAAUGUGAAUCCUUGGGCUGGGGUUCAGAGCCAGCUGGAUUCCAGGAAUCGCGUAGCACUGUCAAACUGCAAUUUGACAUGAUGCGAGCCUGUAACAUGAUUGCCACAGUGGCUCUGACAGCUGGUCAGCUCCUCUUCAUGCUGGGGUUAAUAGAACUGCCCAUCAUCCCUCAAGAUACCCAGUGGUGGGAAGAAGCCAUCGCUGCCGUGUUCCAGCUUGCCAGCUUUGUUCUGGUCAUUGGGCUGGUGACCUUCUAUCGCAUUGGACCCUACACUAGCCUCUCCUGGUCUUGCUACCUGAACAUUGGAGCUUGCCUACUGGCCACACUGGCUGCUGCCAUCCUCAUAUGGAACAUCCUUCACCGACGGGAAGACUGCAUGGCACCUAGAGUCAUCGUUAUCCGCCGCACCCUAACUGCUCGCUUCCGACGUGGUCUGGAGAAUGACUAUGUUGAGUCACCAUGUUGAGAACAUGGGGUGAAAAGAGGAAGAUUCUCCAGAGGAGAAGUUUUACAAAAUGGAUUCAUUUCUAUAAAUAUGAAAUGUAAUUUAAAUGUUGAAGAAAAUCACAAUGUUCACUUUUCAAUUAAAGAAGCCCAGCAUUAUUA
Molecule: messenger RNA, 1654 nt
Organism: Varanus komodoensis (Komodo dragon)
Lineage: Eukaryota; Metazoa; Chordata; Lepidosauria; Squamata; Varanidae
Gene: TMEM204
Product: transmembrane protein 204
Exons: 3
Coding region: 834-1514 (226 amino acids)
Source: RefSeq, a predicted model, not a curated record